AUGAAUAUUUCUAUUUUGGCGACAUCUGAACCUCUUCAGGCGAUUGAGAAAAUACAAAAGUGGGCGCUUCGGAUUGGGUAUCACAAGUUCGCUUCUAAUAUGGAAGUGGGAGGCAAAAUUUGGCUUUGUUGGAAAGAGGAGAUAGACAAGGACUUGGUCGCUGUGACUAAUAAAUCUUUCACAAGAUUGUUUUCUCUUAACGGGGAGGCUAUCAUGGCUUCUUUUAUUUAUGCCAAAUGUUCAAUGAUUGAGCAUUGUGAGUUGUGGGACCAUUUGAGUAGUAUGACUUGGACAGGUAUUCCAUGUGUUGUUAUGGGAGAUUUUAACAUUAUUCAUGUUGACUCUGAAAGAAGGGGUGGGAACCCAAGACCUUGUUUGGCUAUGAGUGAAUUUAAUGAUUGCAUUGAUAAUUGUGGACUGAUAGAGUGGAAUCUUGCUGUCAAAUGUGGAGGUGCUGAAGCCAGGCUUCUCAACCGUAGUACAUCAGAACAUUCGCCCAUUUUUCUCCGAUUGACGCCUUAUAUCCAAAGACAUCGGAACUCGACUGUGGAGUCCAUGCGGAUCUCUGAAGAUAUCAAUCUUUCUUCGCCAGAACAAGUUCAUGAAGGGGCAAUGCAACACUUUGAGGAAUUUCUUGGUCAGUCGGGGAAUGGUGAAAUUCCAGAUUUGUCAUCUCUCAUUCAGCCAUGUUUUGAGGAUAGUGAUUAG
Juglans microcarpa x Juglans regia is the source of this 708-nucleotide messenger RNA. RefSeq lists its product as uncharacterized. The transcript has 3 exons. Bases 1 to 708 code for a protein of 235 amino acids. The record is from RefSeq and is a predicted model, not a curated record. NCBI's taxonomy places the organism in Eukaryota, Viridiplantae, Streptophyta, Magnoliopsida, Fagales, Juglandaceae.